AUGUCUCAACAAGGGGAGAGAGAAAAGGAAUUUCAAAUUGCUUCUCUUGCUGUCGAUUGCUUUCCAGAUGAAAUUUUAGCACACUGUAAAGUGAGAAUUUAUAUCUUUUCAGAAAAGUUAAACAAGAAUGAAGAAUUGACAACUGACAUGUGGAAAGAUUCUCUUCUUGUUGGUCUUUGCACAUUGCAUGUGAAUUAUAUGGAUCAUUCACCGAGAGUCUAUGUGACGAAUCUUUUGACUCGACAAGUUUGUUUCACUGCAAAAACUGUUUUAGAGUUAAAGAUUCAAGAUCGAAAGUGGAUUAGUUUUAAAUUUAAAGAACAAGAUUACACUGUUGGAAUGCGAUUGUUAGACGAUGAUGAAAUUUCUGAAAAGUUUAUUGCAAAAUUCUCGGAAAUUCUUCUUCACAAAUAUAGAUCUGAAAAAGAAGUCUCAGAAAAUCGAAAAAUUGAGCUUCAAGCAGAUAAGAUCAAACUCAAUGAUACCAAGAAACGGUUUUCCUUAACUUCCAUAUUUAGAAAAAGUAAACCGACCAGCAUGUCUCCUCGAGCAAGCAUUGUUCCGACUUCUGAGCUUCAACAUCCUGAAAAGAUUAGAAUCUCAAUGCCAAAAACCGAAAACUUUAGUCAUGUUACACAUAUUGAGUACGACAAGGACACCCAUCAAUUAGUCGACGUGGCACCUGAAUGGAAUAAUUUUUCACAUCAAGGACCAUCUGAUAAACAAGAAGAAAUUCCAUCCAUUCGACCUGCCAUUGAAGAAACCACUCCUUCUGAGAGUAAACAUUCUCCUCUUGAAGAAUUAACACCAGUCAAAGAAAAAGAGCGAAACACGAACACUUCAAAGCGUCAAUUACCUGCACGACCUCAAAAGAAACUCAUUCGACCGCAAAAGCAAGAGGAGAAUGAAUUUGCAAACAUUCUUCGAGAACGUAGAAAUCAAAUCGAAGGAGAUGUUACGACCACCACUGAGGAGUGUUCCACCUUAUCUGACACUUCCAAUCCUUAA
Molecule: messenger RNA, 1008 nt
Organism: Naegleria fowleri
Lineage: Eukaryota; Heterolobosea; Eutetramitea; Acrasida; Naegleriidae
Exons: 3
Coding region: 1-1008 (335 amino acids)
Source: RefSeq, a predicted model, not a curated record